This is a messenger RNA of Brenthis ino (lesser marbled fritillary), 1746 nucleotides long. Lineage: Eukaryota; Metazoa; Arthropoda; Insecta; Lepidoptera; Nymphalidae. The record is from the annotation of a GenBank genome assembly.
AUGUGUCCUAGGAAGAGAGAAUUGCAAUUUGAAUUAGUAAAUAAGCUGAUCGAGAUUAGGUUCAAUAUUAUGCGAAGGCUUUACUUAACUGACAGACGUUUACGUGUGAUGUUAUGGUGUAUCCUGUUGGGUCUACAACCAGCUUUCGGCGGUAUCUUGGAUCCAUUUAAUUGGGCACGUUCUGAUAGAAUAGAAGUUAAUAUACCAUGGCUGCCAUUUGAGAACGAAACAAGGUGUUACGAUGAAUUAGGAUGUUUGAACAUUACGCGCAGUUGGUACCAUCUAAUACAUCGACCGUUCAAUGUUUUUCCAUUGCCUAGAGUCGUCAUUAACACAAGAUUCAUCUUAUACACGAAGAAGAAUCCAACAGACGGCCAAAUAUUAAACGUCAACGCUAACAAAACUAUCAUAAAAUCAAAUUUCAGUCCAAAACGUCUCACUAAAAUGAUAAUACACGGGUUCAUUGACACGCCGUUGUCUAACUGGGUUAGCGAGAUGAAAGACGAAUUGGUGAAAGCUGACGAUUUUAACGUGGUUAUUGUCGACUGGGCGGGUGGCAGCCUGCCGCUUUACACUCAAGCCACAGCGAAUACUAGACUAGUUGGUCUCGAAGUGGCCCACUUCGUAAACACACUACAGAAAGACCACGGGUUAAACCCUUUGGACGUUCACAUAAUAGGUCAUUCGUUAGGAGCUCAUACAGCAGGAUAUGCAGGAGAGAGAAUAAAGGACUUAGGAAGAAUUACUGGUCUAGAUCCGGCAGAACCUUAUUUUCAAGGAAUGCCUACACAUGUUAGAUUGGACCCGACGGACGCGCAACUGGUCGAUGUUAUACAUACAGAUGGGAAAAGCAUUUUCUUAUUAGAUUUUGUAUUUAUGGCAGGGUAUGGGAUGUCUCAACCUGUUGGACAUUUGGAUUUCUACCCAAAUAAUGGAAAGGAACAACCGGGUUGUGAUUUAACAGAAGGCCCCUUGAUACCGUUGACUUUAGUCAAGCAAGGCUUGGAAGAAGCCUCUAGAGUUCUAGUUGCCUGCAAUCACGUGCGAGCUAUUAAACUUUUUACAGAGUCAAUUAAUGGAAAAUGUCCUUAUAUAGGCCACCAAUGCCCCUCAUAUCAACAUUUUAUAUCUGGUAAAUGUUUCCACUGUGGCCACGGUUGCGCCAUCAUGGGAUUCCAUGCAGAUAGUUCUCCUGGUCUUAUAACAAAUAAAAACAAUCAAACGGAAAAUGAAGUGUAUCCUUCAGAAGAACAAGAUACUAUUGGAGCUAAAUAUUUUUUAAAUACAGGGAAAGAACAACCUUUUUGUCAACGUCAUUACAAAGUAGUAAUUCAUUUGGCAAACCCAAAAGGAGCCGAGUCGUGGGUACAGGGCUUCUUAAAAGUAACCUUAUUAUCAGAUAGGGGAGUUAUAAGAGGAAUGGAUCUUACACCUAAUAAUUACGUCAAGUUGGAACAUGGGACUUCGUAUACAAUUGUGGUGACACAUCCUAUGGAUUUGGGCGGUAAAGUUAGAAAAGUGGAGUUAUCGUGGGAGUAUGAUAUGAAUGUACUGGAGCCGCGAUCGCUUUGCAUUUUAUGGUGUAACGACCGCCUUUACGUCAAGUCUGUUCUUGUCGAUCAAAUGGAACUGCCGAGCAGAGGGAAACGAAACGUCGACUUCAGUAGCAAGCUUUGCACGCCAAAGCGGGAAUUCGCCGAAAUACCAAACAGAGGCUCAGCAAGUUUCUACGACAACUGCAGCAGU